CGACCCCCCCUCGCCUUCCCACCACCAUCCACCCGCCGCGUCGCCUCCGGCUCCGGCGAGAUGUCGCGCUUCGGGCGAUCCGGCCCGCCGCCGAUCCGCGACACAUACUCCCUCCUCGUCCUCAACAUCACCUUCCGCACGACGGCCGAUGACCUCUUUCCGCUCUUCGACAAGUACGGCGAGGUCGUCGACAUCUACAUCCCCAGGGACCGCAGGACUGGCGACUCGCGAGGGUUUGCGUUUGUGAGGUACAAGUAUGAGGACGAGGCGCAGAAGGCAGUUGACAGACUCGAUGGGAGAUUGGUAGAUGGGAGGGAGAUCAUGGUGCAGUUUGCCAAGUACGGCCCAAACGCUGAAAGAAUUGAUAAAGGGAGAAUUGUGGAGCCACUUCCAAGGUCAAGGGGCCGUUCCAGAAGCCGUAGUCCAAGACGAAGGUACCGUGAUGAUUAUCGAGAUGACUAUCGGGAUAGAGAUUAUAGAAGGCGAAGUCGCAGUCAGAGUAGAGAGAGAGAUGGGCGUGACAGGUACAGAGAUAGGGAUUAUUGUCGUCGUAGCAGGAGCCACAGCUAUAGUCCUGAUGAUUACAGGAAGCAUGGGAGGGACAGUUUGUCUUCUGCACGUAAAAGCCCUAGUCGUAGCAGAAGUCUCAGCUACAGUCCUGAUGAUUACAAGAGGCGUGGCAAAGACAGCAGUGCAUCCCCUGCAAGUAGGAGCCCUAGCCGCACCCCUCGCAGAAAGCCACUUUCUCCUGAGGGAUCUCCUGUCAGGCGCAAUGAUGACCGGUCUCCGCGUUCUCAGAGUCCUUCAACAUGAGCGCAGUAUCACUGGUGAUGCAUCACGAACAGCUCAGUAGGACAAAUGGACAAGUCCUGAUCAUAUGAGUGGCUAUAUGAUUGCUUGAUGAUGGGCACUCUUCAGUUACAUUUGUGUCCUGGCUGUCAGUUGCUGCUUCGAGCUUCAAAUACUACUUUCUUUGGGCACCUGAACUGCUUGUCGAGAACUUUAUGUAAACCAGUUCCAUUCCGUUUAUCCUUCCUAUUAGUAUUUCAUAUUAUCACCGUCUUUUCAGUAUUGAGUACUUACUAUUAAUGGUGACCUGCACCUUUCUAGUUACAUGGUGGAGUGAAGAUGUGCUGGCUGAUAAGCGGUCAACAUGCAUGUUGCUUACUAUUCAAGUUGAUAAUGUUUGUGCUGUUUGCCUUGUUGAUGAUGAUGGCUGAUGAGAUGAUGAUGAUGAUGGUACUGCAGCUGCUUGCUCUCUGCACUUAUUAUGCUGACAAGUAAGGUUCCAAUGUUUAACUGAGUUAAAAUUUUGAAAUGUUCAGUCAUAAAACGCUCUGCAUCAUCAUGUUCCUAUGGCUGGCAGUUUUCAAAAUUUGGAGUUUAAAAUGCUUUUGCAGUGAUUUAUUUUUUGACAGAUCCAUAUUAUUUUGGUCAUGAGCCCUGCAUGAACAGAGAUCGAUUGCUGCAUGCUUAGUUGUGUUUUCCUUAAUUUUUGUUGUUUGCCCAAGCAUAUCUUGUCAAGAAUGCUGAAGGUCUAGAAACACGUUUUGUUGUUGACAGCUCAACGCUUACAAUUUCAAUAGAAUUCCUAACCAGUUUAACUUCAGUGUGUCUCCCAAGGAUUGCACUUCUAUAGGUUGGCCAUUCGGUUCUUGUAGUGUUAGUAGAUGGGUGUUGUCUACUCUUGUGAAUAGAAUGCCCUUUGCCAUGCAAUCAAAGUUCAUUGCUACGCUUAUCAACACUAUCUCACGUGCCCUUGCAAGUCAAUGGUUUGCAUGAAUUACAUCAGUUUAUCCUCCCACUUCUCUCAUGCAUCAAGAGCUCGAAAGCUAUGAUGGCAUGCAGAUAGAUUUUGCAUAUUUGGAUUUGUUGCUCUUCAGCAGAAGGCGUGGGAGAGGUUUCACCGUUUCACCAUCAGAAGCCGGGUUGGUUUACAUUUCCUGUCCUGGUGCCUUCUGGAUGUGAAUGGUGAAUGCUGAUGAUUCGCUGCGUGAUUUCGUGCCGUUGUAACGGCCUUUCUGAAGGAGUUUGCUGAAUCAUAUAAAGCUCUGUAAGACUGUAACCAACAGUGAUGUAUGAUAACUUUGCUCGUCAUGCUUCAUCAUUUAUCCAAUUGAAAUUUGGGAUCACGAUUUUGACAAAAA
Molecule: messenger RNA, 2147 nt
Organism: Phragmites australis (common reed)
Lineage: Eukaryota; Viridiplantae; Streptophyta; Magnoliopsida; Poales; Poaceae
Product: serine/arginine-rich splicing factor SC35-like
Exons: 9
Coding region: 61-813 (250 amino acids)
Molecular function (GO): RNA binding
Source: RefSeq, a predicted model, not a curated record